This is a messenger RNA of Drosophila obscura, 1085 nucleotides long. Its product is annotated as selenoprotein H. Lineage: Eukaryota; Metazoa; Arthropoda; Insecta; Diptera; Drosophilidae. The coding region runs from base 92 to 511 and encodes 139 amino acids. The record is from RefSeq and is a predicted model, not a curated record. The transcript has a single exon. Gene Ontology annotation, cellular component: Golgi apparatus.
UGCUAUCAGAAACAAUGAGGCAUUGAAGUACUCGUCUGUUUGGAUAUCACAAAAUUCAAAAUUCGUUCGAGUUCGAGUCGCAGUCGGAAGUAUGCCCAAGCCAAAGAAAAAGGUCAAGGAGGUGGACUGGACCGCCGAUGAGAACUUUAGCAAGGAGCGUUCGAUAAUCUACGUUGAGCACACCACCGAGUGCCCCAUCUUCCAGAUAAAGGCCGAGGAGUGUGGCGUCUUCUUCCAGCAGCGCAUCCCAGAGCGCCAGUUCCAGAUGGUGAGGAACAAGCAAGGCAAGCAGGUGCCCCGCGAAGGUGCAUUCGAGAUUGGCUUCUCCCAGAAUGCUCGCACCUCCGUCCACGAGCUGUGGUCGGGCCUGACGAGGGGUCCACCCCGACGUGACAAGUUCCCCAACGAUUUUGAGCUGCUGGUGCCGGAUGUGCAGCGAAUUCUGAAGAAGUUCUACCCUGACAAGGCGGUGGGCAUCACCGACGAUGAGGAGGACCAGAACGACUACUAGCAUAACGACAGAAUUUAGCAUAAGAAAGCGCUAAUGCGGCUUAUUGUCAACGUCAAUGGUGAAGAUGAGCCAUCAGGCAACACCUGUUGGGGCCUACACCUCCACCGAAUCUCUCGACGUCACUCGCCGCCAAACAAAAAUAUACAAACGAUUAGCGUGGCUCUUUCAUCUGUUAUUCGGGUAUGGGUACCGCUUAUUGGUCUCAUUGUUGUGCUGCUGCGGGCUGCGGCUGCUGACUGACGUCCUGACACCGCCAUGUGACAGCAGCUCUUUUCAGAAGCUAAAUGCUUAAAUCGACAAAAGAUAAUUAACCCAACACACAAAGCUCUCUCGCACACCCACACACAACCGGCAUUAUGCUUCGCACUAUCCUCGGGGGACACCCCAGCGACGUCCCAUUGUCUGGCAGGCCGACACCACCAAAGCAAAGCAAUAGCAAUCCCCCACGACCGAACGAACAGUCAGUCGCUGCUGGCAAAACAAACAAACAAAACCCAAAUGCAAUUUCGAAACACAAAAUCAACGGAAUAAAAAACGAUGUAGCAGCAGCAACAAUGAAAACUAUUCGAUUGGA